Molecule: messenger RNA, 3650 nt
Organism: Oncorhynchus keta (chum salmon)
Lineage: Eukaryota; Metazoa; Chordata; Actinopteri; Salmoniformes; Salmonidae
Product: protein ANKUB1-like
Exons: 7
Coding region: 102-2591 (829 amino acids)
Molecular function (GO): protein binding
Source: RefSeq, a predicted model, not a curated record
CCUCCCCAGAAUGGUCCCCUCAGACAAACCCUAGAUACAAACUUCAACACGACACACACACUGCACUCUGUGGUUAGAGUGGUGGAGAGGGGCAUCUUGCCAUGAGGGUCUUCAUCGCCUUCGAUGGUUCCUGUGAGCCUUUUGACGUCUCUCCUGACCAGACCGUGGGGAGCGUAAAACUGAUGGUCAAGGAUUACUUCCACGUGCAACUGUCAGACGACAAGCAGGUGAGGCACUUCCUGGAGCUGAGCUUUGCUGGUGCCAUCCUUCGGGACAACUGGGUCCUGACAGACGUUGGCAUCACCCCUAGCAGUGCCAUCUGCUGCCUGCUGAAGCGGGAGCCGGUGGUGCGUGUGUUCAGUGCCGUGACGGGGGAGACCCUCUCAGUCUCGGGCACUGUGUUUCUCCUGAGUACGUCUGUGGCCAGGCUCAUGACCCUGGUGUCCCAGCAGUGUGAGCUUCCCGUCAGGUCCUUCAGACUGAGCUCUCCCACCGGCCUGCAACUCUACGACUGCAACCGGCUGCACGACUACGCCAUUGACCUGGGGGCUACUCUACGGUUGGACACCUGGGAUGGGUGGGCGGGGUUCCUCAGAGGCUGCUUCCUGGGACACAGACUGACCGUCCAACGACACCUGUCUAGAGAGAGACCUGUGAUGAGGUUCCAGCUCCGGGUGGCACUCUACAUCGCUGCUUCUCUGGGCCACCUGGACCUGGCCGGCUGGCUGCUGGAGAGGGGGGUGCGUGUCAUUGAGCCGGUGGGGGUUCACCCUUACCGUGAGUGGUGCCACCAGACGGCCCACCCCGACGUCGCCAAGUGUCCCGCUGUCGCCUCCAUCGAGCGCGGCCAGCUCACCAUCCUCAAACUUUUUAUCGCCAGCAGCGUUCUGACCCUUGCCUGUCGGGAUCCCCAGGGUCGUGACCCCCUGAGGAUCGCCCUUCAGUACGGCCACAGGGAGUGUGUGAGUCACCUGGCCACCAAGCUGUGCUCUGUGGUGGUCCUCCCAGGUAUGGCCCUGCCCAUGCGGACAUACCUCCAGAUAAAGGGCUGGGUGAGGCUGGGGCAGAGGAGGACAGCAUCCAGGCACUGCAUGGGCCUCAACAGGGCUCCGUUCAGGACCAGGGUGGGCGACACGGUCCUGGUGGACGGCUUCACCCUCCCCAAGAUGUCCUCCAAGCCCAGGAGGAGUGAGGCCAAGGCGGGUAUCAGGGUGAUGUCCACAGCCUCUCGACGUUUGACCCCCAUCAACUGCCCAUCUCAUGUAUCCUGCCCGCUCCGCGCCCUGGCAUCCCAGGAUAAACCUCUUCAACUACCGAAGCUACACCCUGUGGCCACGAGGGAUGAAAGAGAGAAGAAGAGGGGAUGUGGAGGGAAGGGAUGUGAGGAGGAUGAGAUUGGGGAUCAGAACAGCAACCAAUGGAGGAGCAGAGUCCCGCUCCCGCCCAUUUCUAGAGACACCAAUCUCAGACCUGUGUUUGCCUCGCCAAACUCCGCCCAGAUACUCACCACCUCACUGGAGGCCUUUUCUCUCCACUGCGACCGCACACCCAGAGAAAACGCCAUAUACUGUUUGGCCUUGGCCAGGUUCCAGCUCCGGGUGGCACUCUACAUCGCUGCUUCUCUGGGCCACCUGGACCUGGCCGGCUGGCUGCUGGAGAGGGGGGUGCGUGUCAUUGAGCCGGUGGGGGUUCACCCUUACCGUGAGUGGUGCCACCAGACGGCCCACCCCGACGUCGCCAAGUGUCCCGCUGUCGCCUCCAUCGAGCGCGGCCAGCUCACCAUCCUCAAACUCUUUAUCGCCAGCAGCGUUCUGACCCUUGCCCGUCGGGAUCCCCAGGGUCGUGACCCCCUGAGGAUCGCCCUUCAGUACGGCCACAGGGAGUGUGUGAGUCACCUGGCCACCAAGCUGUGCUCUGUGGUGGUCCUCCCAGGUAUGGCCCUGCCCAUGCGGACAUACCUCCAGAUAAAGGGCUGGGUGAGGCUGGGGCAGAGGAGGACAGCAUCCAGGCACUGCAUGGGCCUCAACAGGGCUCCGUUCAGGACCAGGGUGGGCGACACGGUCCUGGUGGACGGCUUCACCCUCCCCAAGAUGUCCUCCAAGCCCAGGAGGAGUGAGGCCAAGGCGGGUAUCAGGGUGAUGUCCACAGCCUCUCGACGUUUGACCCCCAUCAACUGCCCAUCUCAUGUAUCCUGCCCGCUCCGCGCCCUGGCAUCCCAGGAUAAACCUCUUCAACUACCGAAGCUACACCCUGUGGCCACGAGGGAUGAAAGAGAGAAGAAGAGGGGAUGUGGAGGGAAGGGAUGUGAGGAGGAUGAGAUUGGGGAUCAGAACAGCAACCAAUGGAGGAGCAGAGUUCCGCUCCCGCCCAUUUCUAGAGACACCAAUCUCAGACCUGUGUUUGCCUCGCCAAACUCCGCCCAGAUACUCACCACCUCACUGGAGGCCUUUUCUCUCCACUGCGACCGCACACCCAGAGAAAACGCCAUAUACUGUUUGGCCUUGGCCAGUGCCUUCACACAGAGACCAUGGUUGCAGCAGCUGAAUGUAGCGCGGACUCUGGCCAGGAGGAGUGCUCAGCACAUUGGUUAGACACCAGGAUCCUGGUCAUUAGGCAGAUUAAACAUACAGAAACAAGGAGGGACAACCUGGAAUUGUCCAAAAAGGAACUAUUAUUUUAUUUUAAUUUUUAUUUUAUACAGUGAACAAGAUGAGACUUUGGAACGGAUGAUGCCUGAAACAAUGCGGACGACUUAGAAUUUUGUUCCUUUCGGAUGAGGCUUAUAGAUAUAGUCAGUACUGUGUUUGAUUUGUGUGCAGAAAGUUUACAACGGCAGGCAGUGGAUUCUCAGUCAUUCCUUGGAUUUACACAGCAACAUAGCAGACAGCUUAAAUAGUUUAUUUUUAUUUAACCUUUAUUUCACUAGACAAGUCAGUUCAGAACAAAUUCUUAUUUACAAUGAUUGCCAAACCCGGACGACGCUGGGCCAAUUAUGCGGCACCCUAUGGGACUCCCAAUCACUUGGGAGUGGGAAGGAUACCAAAUCCAAUAUCACACACUUCUUCCUUAGUAUUCUGAGAACUGUCAGAUAGCUGUGAGAGCUAUGAGUGGAUCGUGGACCCAUGCAUAAAUUAUAACUUUGCUGUAACUCAGUGGGGCAAGUAGAACAUCCGGGUUAGUGUAUGUUCAUUGAAUCGCUGUCAUUGAGUUGCUCACUGGACAAGACUUUGGCUAUUUGCUGUCUUUUGAAAAUACAAAAAUAAAUAUAACUGUUUUAUGAAGCACUUGUAGACAUUCAUUGUUUUCAAAAUCAUAUUUUCAGCAAAACAUAUACAUCAGUUUACAAUAUGACAUCAAAUCAAAUAAAAAUAAAAUAAGUGAUAUGUAAAUGAUUGGCAAAAGGCUCCAACCACCCAAGUCAGACUGUUCACUCUGCUACCACACGGCAAGCGAUACGAGAGCACCAAAUCUGGGACAAAACGCUCCUUAACAGCUUCUACCCCCAAGCCAUUAGACUGCUGAACAGCUUCUACCCCAAAGGCACCAGACUGCUGAACAGCUUCUACCCCCAAGCCAUUAGACUGCUGAACAGCUUCUACCCCCAAGCCAUUAGACUGCUGAACAGCUUCUACCCCAAGCCAUUAGACUGC